GAAACCAUUAUCUUCUGUAUGUCUGUUCAUAUAAUACAUAAUAGUACUAAGCAGGUUUCAAGCUUUAAUCUGUAAAACUACAUGAAGUUCCCCUCUUUAUAUUUCUUCUAACGUCGUGUUGUAUUAACUUACACUUGGCUGUUUUCUGUGCCAACAUUACUUCGACGUUUUGUUAAAUGGUUUCGUCUAAAACGUUUUAGUCUUUUUCUUUAUUUGAAUGUUUCGUUUGCUUUGUGACCGUGGACCGAAAACUCGUUAUUGUAUAUGAAAUGAAAAUGAAAUAAGAAUUUAAUUACAACAAUUGUAAUAGCCCCUUUCAUUUUAACAUAAUUUAACUGAAUAGUUUUUGAGAUAAUUAAGGGUAAAGUCUGCUCAAAUUGCAUAGAGACGCUUUGAUAUUUUAGUCAUAUUCAAUAUUUUAUUUUGAAAAAUCUAUGACAGGCUACAAAGAUCUUCCAAUGGAUUCUUGUUCCUCAUGUCAUUUAAUCGAAAUUCAGUUACAAAAACAUGUACAUCUAAUUCAUUCAAGUGUACAGACAUGUUCAAGAUAAGGGACAUCUACUGUAUAGAUCAAGUAUGAAUAUUGGGAAUAACAUAAUUGAACAACUACUGUCAAUAUAAAACAAACAAUGAAACCAAGAAAGAAAACAUCAGGAGGGGUCUUCUCAUUUGGAGGCUACAAAUUCAAAUGAUAAAGUAAUGUUUUUGUAUUAUUUCUCUUUUGUGAGCUUUUACAUUUUCAAGAGAGGCUGAAUAAAUAUGUUUUCAAAUCUUUACUUUUAAAAUGAUAUAAAAGGAGGGUCGUUUGUUAAGCCAUUUUAUUUCUUUAAGUAGGCCUAAUACUUAAAAAAAUAAAAUUAGAAAUAAAUAAGUUAAGAUUUGUUUGCUCUGAAAUUAGACUGCAGAAAAUUAGGAGUAUAUCUAUUUUUGGAAUUUUUGGUAUUUUUAGCUUUGGAUUGCUGUUUCAGUUUGUCUUUGUUGUAUCUGUCCCUAUCAAAUAAAAAAUACAGAAAUAAGUUAGGCAAGUGAAUGCAAUACGCUUUGCAGUACACACAAAAAAAAGGGCUGUCAAAGGAUUAACACAUUUUAACUGUAAUUAAUCUCUUUAUUUUAAUAGUUAAUCAGGAUUAAUCGAACUUUAAUCACAUGUUUGAAAUUCUAUAAUUUUGCAUUUAAAAAUAGAAAUCGUUUUUCAAAUAAUAUUUAAAAUGCUUAAAUUGUUUUAAGCUGUGAGUUAUUUACCUGCUCAUUGAAUUCAACCCUGCUUUACUUUUAGAAGUAUGGACCUUCUGCUAGAUCGAAGGUUAACACUUUAACUUAAAAACAUUUUUUAAAAAAGGAACUCGUUAAGGAUCCAAAACUGAAGGAAAAAAGGUCUAAAGAAACGGUAUCAAAGGAAAAUGUUUGAUGUCAUAACGUGGAUAUUACUUCUGACUCGUGAGAGCUCGCUGCCUGAGAAUUUUUAUAAGUGAAAUGAGACGUUCAAAGACGCAGCAGUGUCCUUCUUUUCCAUCACAGAGACUACAGGGAGACACUGCAGAGGCGUAUCCACGCUGCGCCUAAAGGGACGAAAUAGAAUCUGAAAAAAGAGACGCAGACAAGAUCAGCGUCAGAAGUACGGGAAAUCCUCGACUCCGUUUGAGACAUGGAGUCUGUCACACUUCAGAGAAGCAACCAAUCUGAACAGUGUGAUGAAACCGACGCUCACCCAGGCGAUUACAAGACGCACAUUCACACUGAAGAGAAACCAUACCAGUGUCAGCAUUGUGAGAAGACUUUCAGCGUCUUGUGUUAUUACAAGAGGCAUCAGCUUAUCCACGCCAAAGAGAAGCCGUAUCAGUGUGAUCAGUGCGGGAGCUCUUUCAGUUUCUUGUGUACUUACACGGAGCAUCAGCGCAUCCACACCGGAGAGAAGCCUUACCAGUGUGAGCUGUGUGAGAAGGGUUUCAGUACGCUGAGAAAUUACAAGAGACACAUGGGAAUCCACAGCGGAGAAGAGAAGCCCCACUGCUGCGACCAAUGUGGGAAGAGUUUCCGUUUCGUCAGCGAUUUCAAGAGACACAUGAAAAGCCACACCGGAGAGAGGCCGUACCAGUGUGAACUUUGCGGGAAGAGACUCUGUUUCCUCGCUGAUUACAAGAGGCACAUGCGCAUCCACACGGGAGAAAAGCCGUACCAGUGUGACCAGUGCGAGAAGAGCUUUGGUUGCGGAAGUCACUUCAAAAAGCACAUGCGUAUCCACACCGGAGAGAAGCCGUACCGGUGUGUGUACUGUGAAAAACAAUUCGCUAAUUCCAGUAACUGUACCAAACACCUGCGCACGCACACGGGCGAGAAACCGUAUCAGUGUGAACAAUGUGGGAAGAAAUACGCUCACAUAAGUAGUUACCAUGAACACGUGCGCUGCCACACCGGAGAGAAACCGUACUGGUGUUCUGCAUGUAAAAAGUUGUUUGCCAGGUCCAGCUCCUUGAGGACACAUCGCUGUAUUAAUGUUGACAGAGAGACGGACUGUGGAAGUGGAAGUGUCCCAUCAUCCAGCUCAGAGUGAUGACGGCAGAGCCCACAAAUGGGGAUGCUGGAAUUAUUAUGCUGAUAAAAAUAAUUUAAAAAAAGAAGGCAUAACAUGUUCUCCAUCUUAUCUUAAAAUCAUUUUCAGACCUUCAUUGAUAGGCUGCCAAGAAUGGUUCAUCUACUGUGAAGAAAGUUGUUUGUUAGGUAUUAAAUAAUUCUGUACAAGCAUUGCAUAGACUGGCAUUCUUACCUUUACCAGAUCCAGGAUGUUACACCGAACUUCCACCAGAUAUGUGUGCAUUGCGCGUCCGCUCCAGUCCAUUACAGCUCCGUGCACCCUCAGCCGUCAACACCCACCAGCUGCGUUCUCAGCUCAGUCUUAGUGCCGAGACCUGCAGUAUCCUGCAGUAUUCUUACAGAUUCACUCGCGGCAGCCCGAGAUAAUACGAUGUAUGUGGUAUGAAACUCUAUAUAUAAACACAUUUUGUUUUUGUCACUGUUUUAUUCUGAAAA
Messenger RNA from Labrus bergylta (ballan wrasse), 3027 nucleotides. Its product is annotated as zinc finger protein 436. The record is from RefSeq and is a predicted model, not a curated record. Lineage: Eukaryota; Metazoa; Chordata; Actinopteri; Labriformes; Labridae. Gene Ontology annotation, molecular function: DNA-binding transcription factor activity; RNA polymerase II cis-regulatory region sequence-specific DNA binding. Gene Ontology annotation, biological process: regulation of transcription by RNA polymerase II.